AAAAGAAAAAAAAAAAAAGAGGAAGAAGAAAAACUUAUUAAUUUUGUAUAAAAUAUUUUAGAUCGAGAUUUUAUUAAAUUUUUUUCGCGAAAUUUGUCCGGAAAUCCCUAAAAAAAAAAGGGAACCCUAAAGUUUCUCUCUUUGAAAAUUCCCAAUUUUCUCUCUGUCGAGUUCUCUCUCUCUCUCUCUCUCUCUCUCUCUGUGUUUCUUCGAUUCGUGCGUUCUUAGGGUUUCGAUGGUGUGAAAUCGGAGCGAGGGGUGUGAGAUUUGGAAGGAUCUAGGGUUACAAAGCGAGCAACAAUGGCGACUUCGGAUACGGAGCUCGAGGAGCAGCUUCUGCAAGCUGGGAAUAGGCUCGUGGACCCUCCGUCGUCCGUGGAUGAGCUUCUCCCUCUCCUCGACCGAGUAGAGAACUGUCUAUCAAGAGUGGAACAGUCUCCCUCCAAAUCAAUGCAAAGUGCACUUUCUCCUUCACUGAAAGCAUUGGUUGCUGAUAAACUUUUUAGACACUCAGACGUUGAUGUAAAAGUUGCAGUUGCCUCUUGCAUCAGUGAAAUAACAAGGAUAACUGCACCUGAUGCUCCUUAUGAUGAUGACCAAAUGAAGGAGAUCUUUCAGUUGAUUGUAUCUUCAUUUGAAAAUCUAUCUGACAAUUCCAGUCGGUCAUAUACAAAGAGGACCUCGAUUCUUGAAACUGUUGCUAAGGUCAGGUCAUGUGUGGUGAUGUUGGAUCUUGAAUGUGAUGCACUGAUCCUUGAGAUGUUCCAGAAUUUCCUGAAGGCAAUAAGGGACUAUCACCCAGAGAAUGUCUUUUCAUCUAUGGAGACAAUUAUGACCCUUGUUAUAGAAGAAAGUGAAGAUAUUUCUCUAGAGUUACUCACUCCCAUCUUAGACAGUGUGAAAAAGGACAAUGAGGAAGUUCUGCCCCUAGCUCGGAAGUUGGCGGAGAGAGUGCUUGAAAGCUGCACUACUAAAGUUAAACCUUAUUUGAUUCAAGCAGUGAAAACCUUGGGAAUAUCUUUUGAUGAUUAUAGUAAAGUUGUUGCUUCAAUAUGCCAAGAGACAUCUGGUGCCGAUGAGCAGAAUGAAGUCCACGCUGCUGGCAAAGAUAUGGCUGAUGAGAGCAAGUCAGUUGGGGCAUCUUUGGAUGAGUCAGCCCCAGAGGAUAAAGAGAAAGCAACGGCAGUUGUUUCUUCUGAACAAGUUGAUCCUGCCAUUCAGAGAUCUCCCAACUUGGUGAUGAGCAAUGGUGUUGCAGAGACUGGGGAAGAUGACUCUUUGCCACAUUCAAAUUCUGAAAAGAAGCAAGAGCAUGAUCAUCAUACUGAUCAGUCCAAAAGUAUGAAUACAUCGAGCAAUGUUGAACCUGAUAGUUUGGAGACUGAGAAGGAAAUAAAUACAGAACUUAAGCCAGAAGAAACUACUAAGAAAAGAGGAAGAAAAAUCAGUUCUUCAGCGAAAUCAACUGAUCCUUCUGACAGUUCUCUUAUUGAUGAUGAGGUGGAAACUGAAAAACUGCCUGAGAAUAAAAGUCACAGUGAGGAUGUGCCUAGUUCACCUGUUAAGGACCCAUCUGUUGAGGCAGCUGGGUCUACAGAAAAUGAAAAAGAAGCUGGUAUUAAGCUAUCCUCACCUAAGGCUUUGGAGAAUGAAUCUGGGAAUGUUGUUUCUCAAUCCCCAAGUGGAAGCCAUCCAGAUGAAAGUCAUUCCAAAAAGGCAGGUGGACGACAAAAGAAAAAAGGGAGCUUGAAUAAGGAGGCUACCCCAUCUGCAGACGAUGUUUCCAAAAAAGCAUCUGAAGGAACAAGUGAUUCGGAAAUAAAACCAAAUAGACGUUCAGGGAAAAAGGUGCCCGGGGACGUUUCUAAUGAGAAUAAAACUCCAACUGCAGUUGAUGCAUCCAAAAAGGAAAGUGCCAGCAUAAGUUAUUCAGAGGCAAAACCAUUGAAGCAGUCAGCUAGGAAGGUAGAUGGAAGCAGUAAGAUUGGUGAUGGACCACCUUCAAAGCAGCUAGAGGACACGAAAAAGCGUGGACGAGGAAAAACUAUUUCUGAAAAGGAUGUAACAAAAUCCUCCUCUAAAGAUAAUGACAAAAAAAUGGUCACUUCACCAAAGUCACUGACAAAAUCAACUAAAGAUGAUCGUAGCUUGGAGGAGACCCCUAAGGCAAAUUCCAAGAGGAAGCGUACUCCAGACAAGGAAAAAGACUCUGAUGGUUAUGGUGAGAACUUGGUUGGUUCAAAGAUUAAGGUCUGGUGGCCGAAGGAUCGGAUGUUUUAUGAAGGUGUUGUUGAUUCUUUUGUUUCUGAAACAAAAAAGCAUAAGGUCUUAUAUACUGAUGGUGAUGAAGAAACAUUAUAUCUUAAGAAGGAAAAGUGGGAGCUCAUUGGAGGCGACUCUGGGUCAGAUGGGGAACAAGCAACUGAUCACCGAAGUCCUGAUGCUCCCACUAAAACGUCCUCGAAGAAGAAACUGAAAAUAAUUUCUGAUGAGUCAACUAAGCAUGGAAAGAUGGAUGCUUCACCCAAAAAGGGUGGAGGUGCUUCCUCCAGCAAGUCCAAAGGUACAUCUUCAAAAUCUGAUCGGAAGUCUCGUGGUGGCAAGUCGAAAGAGGACUCCCUCAGGACUCUAAGCAAAUCAGAAGAUGUCAGUAGUGGCAAAUCUAAGGAUCAUGCACCUAGAAGUGGCAGUAGUAAAUCAGUUGAUGCUACUCCUAAAUUGGCUGGGAAAUCCAAGAACAGUGAUCCCGAGAUACCCAAGACUGGCAAAUCCAAGGAUGAUGAUAGCGGCACACCGAGAACUUCCACAAAAUCCAAGCAAGAUAUUGUAAAGACUGGAAAGUCCAAGCAGGACACGCCCAAGAGUGCCUCCAUUUCCAAAGGCAAAACCCCCAAAAGUGGUGGUAAGUCUAGUGCUAAUAAUGGUACUGGCAAGGUGAAGUCUGGUUCUUCAUCAAAGACGAAAGAGAGUGAGGAUACGAAGGAAAACUCAAGUGAUUCUGCUAAGGUGCCUGAAAGUACAGCAAAGGGGAAGUCGCCAAAUUCAUCAAAAGGACAGGGAAGUGACAACAAAAGUGGGAAGAAGCGACGAAGGGGGGCUAAAAGUUGAUAAAAUUUGCUUUUCUCUUUAUCUCUGAAGCCUGUUUUGUCUUCUCUCCUUUUUUAUAUAAUAGUCAAAUCUUCCUACCACCAGCUUCUGCAGCUUUGUUUGAUACUCAGCGCUGCAGUUAACAUAAGCUGUCAAUUAGGUAUUCUUCAUCAUCUUUUGACAUAAUUGCCAGAUUGUGACUAGCUUGUAAUCCACAGGUAGCCUAGUUUAUAGUGGUUUUUGCUAGGGUUUAGUUAGCUUUGCUCUACAUUCUUGUUUUUAGAUUGAAUUUCGUGUUAUUUGGGAGACAGCAGUAGAAAACUUUGCUUAGCUUUGUUCGAGAAAUGGUUUUUAUAGGCAGUGUAAUAGAUUCAAAACUUGGCUGGCACAA
This is a messenger RNA of Corylus avellana, 3478 nucleotides long. Its product is annotated as sister chromatid cohesion protein PDS5 homolog C. Lineage: Eukaryota; Viridiplantae; Streptophyta; Magnoliopsida; Fagales; Betulaceae. Gene Ontology annotation, cellular component: chromatin; nucleus. The record is from RefSeq and is a predicted model, not a curated record. Gene Ontology annotation, biological process: mitotic sister chromatid cohesion; DNA repair.